Leptinotarsa decemlineata (Colorado potato beetle) is the source of this 1386-nucleotide messenger RNA. Its product is annotated as lipase 1. Gene Ontology annotation, molecular function: hydrolase activity, acting on ester bonds. The record is from RefSeq and is a predicted model, not a curated record. Lineage: Eukaryota; Metazoa; Arthropoda; Insecta; Coleoptera; Chrysomelidae.
CUCGUUUAUUGGGUGAUCUAGGCUAUGACGUUUGGAUGCUGAACUAUAGAGGUUCAUGGUACAGCAAAAACCAUAUCAGAUUGAAACCAACUGAUUCGAAUUUCUGGAAGUUCAAUAUAAACCAUUUAGGUGUUUAUGACGUGAGAUCAACAGUGAGAAUGGUGAAUGAAAUAACAAAUAGACAAUCUAUAUACAUAGGAUAUUCCAUGGGAGCAACUGGUUUUUUUAUUUAUUCGUCGACAUAUCCAGAAGAAGCCAAGAGAUAUGUCAAAGGAAUCAUAACUUUGGCUCCAGUUAUCAAUUACAAAGAUGUGAAAUCUAUUUUGAAAUUAUCACGAUAUUUCUGGCCCUUUGCGAGAAGAUUAGUAUACUCCCUCUGGCAUGGUGAAAUAUUGCCAGGUUAUUCAGUGCUUCUGAAACCUUUUUUGACGAAUAAACAAGGAAUAUAUUUCAUUCAGUUCUUCCUGAAUAUAAUAUUUGGAGACGAUUUUGAACAAAUUGAUCCUUUGAAUUUCCCACAAGCCAUGACCCAAAUGCUGGAUACAGUUGGAGUGGAACUCUAUACACACUACUACCAGUUUUAUUUAACUGGUGAAUUCCGUAACUAUGAUUAUGAUAUUGAGAGAAACAUGGAAGUAUAUGGACAACCCUAUCCACCUACAUAUAAUUUGACACAAAUUCCAGUACCGAUGUCAAUAUUCUUGGGUGCGAAUGAUUGGCUUGCCACAGAAACGAACGGCAAACAAAUCUAUUCCGAAAUUCAACCAUCUCUCCGAUGUGGGUAUGAUGUCGUUCCAUUCAAAAAGUGGAGUCAUCUCGAUUUUCUGAUUGCCAAAGAUCUCCCAAAAUACUUGUAUAAAUAUAUGUUCAAUAAAAUUAAGGAGAUCGAUUCAGGCAAAUGUUCACCUUGAAGUUUGCUAUGGCGAAAAAUGUUCAAGACUGAAGACAUUCUUAGUCCUUAUAUUUAUUACUUCGACAUUAUUCGUGCUGAUACCAAUAUCAACUAGAAAUAUUGGUUCCUUAGUUUAUGCUGGAUCAACCGUGAAUUGUGAUCUCGAUACAUCGUGAACCACUCACAAUCGUGGUGAGACGUACUUUCAGAUGUUCCUACAAAAUCAUGUACUGAAAACUUAAACAACUAUUUUACUGAGGACCUAUUCACAACUACUCACACUUCAUACGCGCGCUGGCAUUCAAAAAUCAUUUCACUGCCUACAAUAUAAUAUAACAAUAUUAAAAUUCAUAAGAUGGACUAGAUCAUGAACGUGUUCUCGUAUUCAAAAAUGAGUUCACUGCCAUUGAUAUAAAGUGUCAAGUGAAAGUGUCAAGAUUUAUAUAAGGAUUCUACAUUUCUGAACUAAUUCAAUACAAAAUGUUUUCAUCAAA